AACAAACACUUUUGCCCCUUCAUACCUUUUGUGUCUUAACAAUAUCUUGAUCCAGGUCAAUUACAUGUCAAUUUCCAUUCUUUUCCCAGGCACUUGGCUAGCCUUUUAUUUUCUUUAUUCCCCUUCUGCUGGGCAACCAGGUUAACAGUGUCUUGUGACCCACACAGGAACACCCGCCUCUGUCCAUGUGGCAGUACAAGUGUGGGAUAGUCCUCAAGACCCACAAGAGUGCGUGCUUCUGAGAAAUGUCUACCAACGAGACAGAAGCCCCUGCCAGCACCCCAGUGACAGCAGAAGAACCAGUACAGCAGCCCAGCGUGGUGGGCCGCGUGGCCAACAUGCCGUUUAUCAACUCCACCUGUAACAUGGUGUCAGCGGCCUACACCUCCACCAAGGAGAGCUACCCCCACGUCAAGACCGUCUGUGAUGUGGCGGAGAAAGGCGUGAAGACCCUCACAGCAGCCGCCGUCAGCGGAGCCCAACCCAUCCUGUCCAAGCUGGAGCCCCAGAUUGCAACAGCCAGUGAAUACGCCCACAAGGGGCUGGAUAAGCUGGAAGAGAACCUGCCCAUCCUACAGCAGCAGACGGAGAAGGUCCUGGCAGACACCAAGGAACUCGUGUCGUCAAAGGUGUCAGGGGCCCGAGAAGCCAUGUCCAACACCAUGUCCAGCGCCAAGGGCACGGUGACCACCCGAGUGACAGGGGCGGUAGACGUGACCCGAGGAGCCAUGCAGAGCGGCAUGGACAUGACCAAGUCCAUGGUGACCAGUGGUGUCCAGUCGGUCAUGGGGUCCCGUGUGGGCCAGAUGGUGCUGAGUGGGGUGGACACUGUGCUGGGCAAAUCGGAGGAGUGGAUGGACAACCACCUGCCCAUGACGGACUCCGAGCUGGCCCGCCUCGCCACAUCCCUGGAGGGCAUUGACAUCGCAUCUGUGCAGCAGCAGCGGCAGGAGCAGAGCUACUUCGUGCGUCUGGGCUCCCUGUCAGAGCGGCUGCGCCAGCGGGCCUACGAACACUCGCUGGGGAAACUGCAGCACACCAGGCAGAAGGCCCAGGAGGCCCUAUUGCAGCUGGCACAGGCGCUCAGCCUGAUGGAAACCGUCAAGCAGGGAGUCGAUCAGAAGCUGGUGGAGGGUCAGGAGAAACUACAUCAAAUGUGGCUCAACUGGAACCAGAAGCAGCUCCAGGGCACAGAGGGGGACCCAGCGAAGCCAGAGCAGGUCGAGUCCCAGACGCUCACCAUGUUCCGUGACAUUGCCCAGCAGCUGCAGGCCACCUGCGCCUCGCUGGGGUCCAGCAUCCAGGGGCUGCCCAGCCACGUGAAGGACCAGGCGCAGCAGGCUCGCCGCCAGGUGGAGGACCUCCAAGCCACCUUUUCCGGCAUCCACUCCUUCCAGGACCUGUCCAGCAGCGUCCUGAUGCAGAGCCGUGAGCGAGUAACUAAAGCCCGGGAGGCCUUGGACCACAUGGUCGAGUAUGUGGCCCAGAACACGCCCGUCACUUGGCUGGUGGGACCCUUCGCCCCCGGCGUGGCUGAGAAAGCCCCAGAGGAGAAGAAGUAGGAUAAACAAGAAGGGGGCUUGGGGCUCCGUCCCUCCAUGAGAUGGGUGGACCUCUUGGCUCCCCCUACUCAUCUCAGCUGCCACCUUGGGGAGCUGGGGCCCUCCAAACAGACCAGUCCCUCCCCCUAUCUGAGCCAAGAGGAAGCACAUCUGAGCCUCACCUCAUCCGUUGUUAGUGCAAGGUUUCUGGAAAAAAUUUCUCUAGAAGGUUCCAAACUUUUUGUUUUUCUAGAAACUUCCAAAAAAAAAAAUAAGGACCCUUAUUUUUUUUUUCCUUUUUUUUUUUUUCCUUUCUUUCUUUCUUAAAAGCCACGGAUAUAGUUCUUCUAUCCCACUUGCUUUUCUCCAUUAAGGGACCCGGAUGUCAUCAGUCUUUAGCUAACGGACUUGGACUUCUGGUCUGUGAAGUGGGCAUCCUGGGAUGGGGUAGAGGCGGAGCUACCGAGACACAUUCUAGUGCAGAAGGGGGCUGAGGACGGCCUGGCCAGCCGUAGGUGCCUGCAGCUUCAGUGUUGCCUUAAUAAAGUUUACCUGCAGCUAAGUACAAGCCAUGUCCG
This is a messenger RNA of Rhinolophus ferrumequinum (greater horseshoe bat), 2119 nucleotides long. RefSeq names its product perilipin 3 (gene PLIN3). Gene Ontology annotation, cellular component: lipid droplet; cytosol. Bases 246 to 1562 code for a protein of 438 amino acids. The record is from RefSeq and is a predicted model, not a curated record. Lineage: Eukaryota; Metazoa; Chordata; Mammalia; Chiroptera; Rhinolophidae. Gene Ontology annotation, biological process: lipid storage; positive regulation of triglyceride storage. The transcript has 8 exons.